Tachysurus fulvidraco (yellow catfish) is the source of this 5575-nucleotide messenger RNA. RefSeq lists its product as uncharacterized. The transcript is spliced from 2 exons. The record is from RefSeq and is a predicted model, not a curated record. The coding region runs from base 185 to 4753 and encodes 1522 amino acids. Lineage: Eukaryota; Metazoa; Chordata; Actinopteri; Siluriformes; Bagridae.
AGAGAGAGAGAGAGAGAGAGAGAGAGAGAGAGAGAGAGAGAGAGAGAGAGUGUGUGAGAGAGUGAGAGAGAGAGAGAGAGAGAGAGAGAGUGGAUCAAACAGGCUGGAUAAAACUUUUGACGACUGAAAGCUGGAGUUUUUGAGGGCUUCAGAAACUACGCCAUCACCGAAGAACCAGCAGAGAAUGAGAUCAUCCCUCACAAUGCAGCCAUACAGUCACACAACUCCUGUAAUAAAUCUGUCUGCAACACAAUGGACUUCCUGCAGUAGGAUGCCGAGCCCUGCAGCACAGGUGCAAUAUUACAGUAUGCAAAAAAUUGUGCCACAUCAACAAAAUAUUCAACAGUCUCAUGGAUUAAGGAAUGAUCAGUCUUCCUCUCAGCCUGUUUCAAGUUCAGCACAUUUGCAGGCAAGACAGAUGACGUUUAGCAACGCAUUGAGCGACAUUUCUCUCAGACAUUCAUCUCAAACAACAGCUACUUUACCAAAUGGACAGUUUGCACAAUUGCCAGCAUCCCAGCAUUGGACCCUCACUCAAAACACCAACCAUCAUUUCUACUCAAUUCAGGAUGACCGUGAUAUUGUUCCUCAGCAGAACUAUAAUAUGGUACCCUUGAACAAUGUCAGUGGUACGACUGUUUCUUUAUCCUCUUCUGAUCAUAGUAAUGCAAAUAAUGUAGUUGAACAAAAUAACCUGAGACAUCAGUCAGUUUCACCCCAGUACGAAUAUUUCAAUGGACAUAAUCAUCGAUUGAACAAUCAGCAAUCUGCAGUUCAGCCACAACAAACAAAUCAGGUUUAUCAGGUUCUGUCUAAUCAGGCACCACAGAACAAUCACAAUAAUCAAGGUCAGAUAAGGGAAGGAAUAGAAAAUGGUGUUUUAUAUAACUCUUAUAAACACUACCAUGCUACAUCACAAAGACAUGUCACUCCAUCGCAGCCUUCAAACUACAAUCAACAGACUGGUCAGAGCCAUUCGAGCUAUAUGGCUAAUCAGGUUCAAUAUUCAUCACAAACCCAUCAUCAGACUCCACUCAACAGACAGGAGAACAAUUCUGCCAGUUACACUCUUGUAAAACACAGUGAAAAUAACCCGCCUUCUUACACACCAAACACAGUUCACCAUUUUGUUAACCCAAAUCAGAUGAUAAAUCAAAGUGCAGAAUUAGGUUUGCCUCAUGUCCAGCCCCAGAUUCAACAGCAACAUUGCAGAACCAAGCAAGCUACUGUACCUGCCAUUCAACGCAACAACCAACCACAAGACUUACAAUUAAAUAACCCAGUCACUGGGCUCAAUAGGUCCUCACAAGUUAUAUCUUCUAACAAACCUACCAGGACAUCACCGCCCAGCUAUUCAGAAACGAAUCUCAACUACACCAAAGUCAAUGUACAGUCUAUGCAAGAGAAGCACGGCACACACAUGCCUUCGAAAAAGCAUCGCACUAGAGCGCAGCAAAAACCAAGCCACAUUCCCUCUAAGGCAGGCUACUCUAAGACAUCAGAAUCUGCCCGUUUUAGUGCCUAUCCAAUCCUACACAGUAAAAAUAUCCAAAGGGUGACAGACUAUCAGACACCUGUCCAAAGAACAGAAAUUUUAAAAGAGAAUGAUGUGCUUUGUAAUCAAGUGACGGCAUCAGAUGUUCCAAGUUUUGAAGGGAUACUGACCAGAGGAAUACAGACAGACUCGACCACUGAGAGAAAAGUUGGAUGUGAACAUAACAGACAUGGAGAAGUGCAGUACAUUGAGGACAUAAAUGAAAAUCUGGAGUUUUUAAUUGCACAGCAGAAAGCGCUUCAACAAUCCCGCAAAGCAGUAGCUGUAGUUCCACCAAUUUCUCAGCAGGUUCCUGGUCCAGAAAAGAAAGACUGUGGCACAACAAGCUCUGAUGAUAGCCUGCCCUUCAAGAUAGAUGCUGUCUGGUCUCUUGAUAAGGACGCCAAGAACGUGGACCAAGACUCAAAUGCACAGAAUCAACCCAAAGAAAUCACAGAAGAAUUACUGCAGGUGUAUUCAGUACCACAGGAAUCUAACAAACAUGAAGAUGAAUCUACAGUUAAGAGCCUAAUAGCUGACACUCCAACUUCUUCAAACACAUCUCAAGGCCCUGUUUGCUCUACUGUUUCGGCAUCAGAAGCUCCAGAGGAGCGCAACAAAACCGACGAAUCAAAUCGCAAUAUAGUUGACUUGUCCGAGGUUGAAGAGCUUAAAUUUACAGUGGUGAAUUUUAAAAACUGGGUGAAGAUUUCUGAAAAUCAACUAGAAAGCAAUAUAAAAGAACCAGUAGCAAAUCUUGUGAAGCAUCUCUUGGAUCUCUUCUGGGAUGGAAAUGCACAAAAUUUAAUAAAAUACCUGCGUGACUUCCCUGCAUAUUACAGUAGUUUCUUCUCUCAAAUCUCCAGAAAAGACAUGCACACGGCAGUGUUUCAAUAUCUUCAUCCCAAAGACUUGAUGAAACUGGAACAUGGUUAUCACAUUCUGAAACACGACACAAACAUACCAACUGAGGAAUUUAGGUCCUCGUGGUUGAACGUGGAUGGACAGACAGCUGAUAUAGAAAAUAUUCUUGCAGAACCAAUUUUGGACUUAAACCUUACUGAUUAUGCUUUACUGGUGGGUCACAAUACUCUUAAUGCUUAUUCAGAGUCUGAACCUUCCACAAAGGUGAGUGAUGCAGAAACCCAUUGCCAGAAGGACAAGGAGAUUACUAAAGAGCUCGCAAACUCACAGCUAUGUGACAGUAAAUCCAUCGAUAAAAUCGAUACGCAAGAACCAACAAAGAAGCAUGAAGAUGAAAACCUUCAACACCAGCAGCCAAAUCAAAAUUUAAAUCCUGAGGAAUCUGAAGACGCAAAUGAAACAGCAGACACACUGUCCAAGAACAGUAGAGCAGAACGUGAACAAGUCUGCGGAGAUGCAAGAAAGGAACUUGUCACUUCUAAGACUUACUCAGAAUUCGUUGAGCAGUCAGAUCUUAUAAAUGAAGCUGAUUCCAGCAAUGACCCUAAAUUAACCGAACUCUCACUUCUGUUAUCUGAUGAUACUAGAACAAUUUCUAAGGAACAGUCUGGCUGCGAUUGGCAAAAAGAGCCUUCUCAGUUGUGCCAGGAUGAAACGACGGUUUUGGUCAUCUCAGACAGUGAGUCAAACGAUUUCUGCAAUUCAGGCAAGCAAAUCAAGUUCACUUGCCAUCAUGUGGCUGACAUCAAAUGGGAUGUUGAAAAUUUCUGCCCCAGGUGCUGGGAAGAGGCACCUUUACUGGAUCUAGAAGAAGCUCUCCACAGCCCAGAGGAGAGUAGUCCUAAUAUGAGUCCUGCUCAACAGAGUCAGUAUGAUCAAAGCUGUAAUCCACACUCUGGUAAUCCAGACUCAAAUUGUCCUGCAUUAUCAGAGAGUAGCGACAUAGCUGGCUCACCAACUUCAAUGGAUGAUGUAUCCGAAGUGACUUUCUCAGAACCAGAAUUUAACCCAGGUGAUACGGUAGAGAGUCCUGCACCAAAUAUUGAAAAACCAGUCAUUCCAGCACAAACCAGAAUUCCAGCAGAUGAGGUUUCUCCGCUUAAAGAUCGACCACACAAAAAGUUAAAACUAUCCAAACGUAAAAAAAAAACUGUAGAUGACCUUUUCACUGCUGAUGAAAAAGCUAACUCCAAAAAUACACAUCCAAGUGACCUUACUGUUACCCUAGCUGAAGAUGACCAGAAAUGUAGCGAUGAAAGAAAAGAAACAGAAGAAGAAAGAAAAUUCCAAUCAACUCCAAUCAAGCAGAAAAUUCAACUUAAUGCUUCAGAACCUGAUAAACAAGACCUGAAUGUGAACAUAUGCUCAGAGAGUAGCAGUGACUCUUCAAAUCCUUCAGCCUGUAGAGUUAAUAUGAGCCUCGAAGAUCCAGACACUGAUCAAGGUGAUUCAAAACCGAGCUCUAAUUUACCAAUUAAAGACUCAGAAUUAUCUGCUAAUUCACCAGAUAAAGAAGCGCAUGGACGAGUUCCCUCAGAGGGUGUUGACGUCACCGUGCCAAAUGUAGCACAAGUGUGUGAGGCACAAUCUCUCCCACAGAAAAUUGAAAAGAGAAAGACAGACAUUCUGUCACCGACAACAGCAUCAAAACAAAAAAUUUCUUCACCAAAAUAUCCACCAUAUAAAAAGGUAAAGGUUUAUAGAACUAUAUCGGAACCUACCGAAGAUGACCUUUUCACCCCGGAUAUCAUAGUCAAGAAAGCUAGCAGUCCAAAUUCAGCUCCAAGUGACCUGAAUGUUGAUCUCAAGCCUCAAGUGCUAAAUGAUAUGUUUCAGCUGAAAAGACCGACUGUUGCGCCAAAUUCCAAUGCCAACAAGAAGAAAAUACUUGGUAAGGCACAACCAACUGGACAAAGAGAAGGAAAGAAAAAAAUGAAAUUUGCACUGUAUGGAUUUAAUAAUGGCAAUGGCAGAAUGGUUCAGCAGCAGUUCUUCAACAGGACAAAGUCAUCAACAGCUCCUGUUUACAUCACAGUUUCAUGCACAAAUGAAGCAUCCCAGAGCUACACGGACGAUGCGCUUUCGGCUAAGCAGAAGGUCUAUAGCCAGUGGAGUAGCACGUUUGUGGAAACAAAAAAGAGUACCUCUUCUCGCAAGCAACGUCAAAAUGGUGUGAAAGGAGAACUGGAUUCCAUGAUGAAAGCACUCAAAAGACACCGUAAAGAAAGAUCUGUUAUCAGAGAGAAGCAAUUCACAGGUGGUCUGAAGCGAAAGAAGAUUGUAAAAAAGUGCUGAAGAUCUUCUUUGAAGUCAAAAAGCUGAAAUGAUCCCUUGCUGCGGAACACAAACUACACUGGCUCUUUAGUAUGUUAUAAAAUAAGCUUUUGCUUAUACAGAACCAGAGAGCGUUGGCCAAGAAUUAGCUCACGAACCCAUCACGCUUGUCUUUUAAUAAUGAGUUAGUGUGACUCACACCACCUAAAAAGAAAAAGGUGGACUAAAAAAAUCUUGAAAAAACUUGAAAGCUGUACAAAAACGAUAUGCACUGACUGUGGAUUUAGCUAUUUACAUGAAACUGUCUUUGAUUCAUUGGUAUAAAGCCUUCGCUUACAUCAUAAUCAUAAUCCUAGACAACAUCAUUUCUUGACAUUUUAAAUUCUUCUUUAUUGUAAUUUUUUUUUCUUUUACUUUUGCUGCUAAUCAGUCACCACGUACGGUAAAAUCUGGUUAAAACGUGUCAAACAAGCCAUUUCGUCUGCACUUGUUUUAUAGUAAAUCGUAAAAGCUAGCAUUAUGGUUCAUUUCAGUGCUGAAUCCACUAUUCUAUUCUUUCACUUAAAAUGUCGAGUGAAAGAGUAGGUUCUUUUUUUGUUCUCUUUCCUACUAUAAGUAACUGCUUGAAAUGGAUGAUUUGUAGCUGAUAAUAUUCUGUGUGUCAUUUUACUUCACUACAUUUUUAGUGGUUCAUGAACUUUAAGAUUUUAUUUGGCCCAAGAGCUGGUAACUUGAUGGCCAUUGUGAACUUUUUUUUUAUGUUGUUGAUCUUUAUUUUUGUAAACACUUUUAUAAUAAAUUCUUUGUAAAAAAAAAAAUUGUCAUUGGGUGAAUUAGUUUUGU